This is a messenger RNA of Amoebophrya sp. A120, 1753 nucleotides long. Lineage: Eukaryota; Dinophyceae; Syndiniales; Amoebophryaceae. The record is from the annotation of a GenBank genome assembly.
UGCUUUUAUAUUGCGGCUCCCCGAACAAGUUAUGCAGUGCGAGUGCCACAUCAUCUAGUAGAAAAACAAAAAUAUCAGGAAGUUUUUUUCGUUGUGGACGAUAGCGAAGCUGUUUACUCACCCAUAUGACUAUGGCCAAUGGUUGAGCUCUUUGCGAGCAAGAUCGAUUGCGACUACCACUCCUUCCGCGAGGAUGAGCAUGAGCAGUUCCCUGUGCUGCAACUACGCGAUCCCUGUGCCUACGACCUGUCGACAACUUACCUCGACAUGCUGCUCCAUAACCUCAAUUUUGGGAAAAGCCGUCGACAGUCGGGCUGUAGUGCAUCUAGCACCUUCUACAUUCAGUUCGAGAAGGCAGGGCUGCAGCCACUUAGUCGUCCGCGGAGGCCAAGAAGUCAUACGCAGAGCGUGCAAAAGUACAGAAGCGCCGCAGCAGACCAGGCGUUGGCUUGGAACAAUGAGAACGAGGACGUCAACAAACAGAAGGUCUGCUAUGUGCCCAACAGUACUUCUGCAACAACAGAUCACGACCGCGCCACCGUCUCCAACCCCGACGCCAUCACUGGCGCUCCCUCGCAAUCGACGAGAUCCCAGCCGUCGUCUUGCCGGCUUGUACUACCAGCACAGCCAGGUCCAGGCCCGCUGGAUGACCCACUACGAGAGACUGGGCCUGGUGCCGCCGUCAAACGAAAAAGAGAUCAAACGGGCGUACUUCCAGAAAGCAAAGGAAUGUCAUCCCGAUCUGCAUGGCACGGCAAAGACCAAGGAGUUUCAGGAGCUGUCCGCUGCAUACGCCGUGCUAAGCGACCCGAGGAAAAAAGCUUCGUAUUGAAGAUGAUAAAGCGCUGUAUUUGAUCGAUAAAGAAUAAGAAGUACUAGAAGCUCAAGCUCUAUUUCACGCGAGACAAACUAAGGCAUACUGAAAAGAAACCGCUUUCUCAAAGACAUCUUGAUGAGGCAGCUUCUAGUCUUCGAAAUUGAAUGAACCGCUUCUAACGCACAUACAAUUUUUGUUUGUUUCUAACCAGGUACGACGCUUCCGGGUAUCAGGACCGCAACUACGACGCUCCGUCGCAGCCCGGGUCCUCUGCUGGGUUCGACGACAUGCCCGACGUGGACGCUGCUUACGCGAUGUUUCGUCAGGUGUUCAACGAGUUCGGGUUCCAGAUGUACUACGAUACCCUGGUGCAGGACGUGCAGAACAGCUACGACACGGCGAUUGCCAAGCAAAGCUACGAGCCCUUCUGGGACUUGGCGAAACGCCGCAAGGGGCUGGUCCUCGGAAUCGUGGUGCCCUCUUUGCUGGUGUUCCGGUUUCCCUGGAUCGCGCUAGCGGCCACGCGCGUGCUGGGCAGCGUGGGCAUGAUGCUCUUCCAGAUGGUCGCGCGCAACCCCCGGCUCCAGGCCGCAGUGGCCGCGUGGCUCUGGAAAAGAAUUGUCGAAUUCUCCGCACGGAUGACCGAGCAAGCAGCGUCCUCGUCUUCAUCUUCGGGCGGAGAGCAGGCGGACAAAAGUAAAAAUGGCACUGGCUCGACGGCGCGACAAAACGUCGAAAACGGAAGCAAAGCGACCUCGAGAAACGCAUCUUCAAGUAGCAAUCGCACCAGAAGAAAUACUCGCUAGGGGUAGGGCUACUCCUUGAUGUAAGUUGUUUUCUAUUCCUCAAGCCACACAGAGGCAUGUACAAAGACAAACGCAAAACAUGACGAGCGAAGCUGCUUAUGCUCGUCACGUACUUUUACGACGAGAAGAC